CGCCGCAUGCUCCUUUAAAUAUAGAGAUGCUGCGGCGUGGAAAGCGACUUGUUUGGGAGGUCAGAAAAAAUGCGGUGCCGGGAAGAAAGUUGGUGAGAAAAAUGGCAUCCCCGGAAGAGCCCAUUCUUUCCAGACUGGACCGCCUUGAUACUAUGAUUAGGGAGCUGGACGAAAUUAGAGGCAGGAAGAGCUGGGUCGGAUCUUCGCCGUCGAGUGGGAGGCUGGCGAGCACUGAUUGCACGUCGUCCGUUGAUUUCUCCCCGAAGAGCUUAGAGAAGCAGAGCCGUCCGAUGAAGGAGGUGAUGAUGGAGGUAGCGCUCAAAGGGUCUCUCUUAGAGAGGCUUGAUCAACUGCAGAGCCGCGUGCUUAAGCAGUUGUGUUUGAUGCAGGUGGAGGCAGAAAUAGAGGCGGAGGCGGAGGCGGAGGCAGAGAGGAAGAGGGAAGAGAGAAUGGGGAGAAGGCUUCACGAGAAGAGCUUCAAGCGCUUAUUUAAAUCUUGUGUAAAAAGUGAAACCUAAAAUAUGUAAUGGAACUCAAUUUUGUGCUGUUUUACUAUUGUGUAAAAUGAUAAAUAGUAAUUAAAAAUAUUAUUUAAUAUA
Molecule: messenger RNA, 599 nt
Organism: Malania oleifera
Lineage: Eukaryota; Viridiplantae; Streptophyta; Magnoliopsida; Santalales; Ximeniaceae
Exons: 3
Coding region: 27-518 (163 amino acids)
Source: RefSeq, a predicted model, not a curated record